UCUCGGAUACCAAACACACUUGAAAUCUAACCAUCACUAGUCCCCAACUCUGCUUUUGGCGCCGAAAUUCUCCAUAUAAAAACAACCCACAAGCCCCAAUACUUCAAAUUAGUUCCACUCGCAUCAAUUUUUAUCAAAAAUGCUUCUUUCCUCAAAGCCCCCCAAAUUCUAAUGGAAGCCUGCAAAUCCACCAAGGAAAAACCCAAAACCCUAGAUUCUCUCCACCUUUACCACACCUCUCUUGCUUCCCGUUCCCUCCCAAUCCCUCCACAUGACCAACCCGUCUCUCUCCCUCUCCCCUCCUCUCUCCCCCUCUCCAAGCUCAUACCCAAUACCCGCUUCCUCGUCGACGCAUUUCGCUUCUCCACCACCUCCUCCGUUACCUACUUCCUUUCCCAUUUCCACUCCGACCAUUACACGGGUCUUUCGUCUAAUUGGUCCCAAGGCCUCAUUUUCUGCUCUCCCACUACAGCCAAUCUCCUCACCCUAGUCCUCAAAAUUCCCUCGCAGUUCGUCUUUCCAUUGCCUCUGCUCAAGCCCGUGAUUAUCGAUGGCUCUGAAGUUGCAUUAGUUGAUGCUAAUCACUGCCCGGGGGCGGUACAGUUCUUGUUUAAGGUUCCCGGUAAGAAUCAAGAAAGUUUUGAAAUGUAUAUUCACACUGGUGAUUUUAGAUACAGUGGUUCGAUGAAAGAGAAUAGCCUAUUGGGCCAAUUUGUUGGUUGUGAUGCGAUUUUCUUGGAUACUACUUAUUGUCAUCCUAAAUACGUUUUUCCCUCGCAAGGGGAGUCUAUUGAUCAUAUGGUUAGUGUUAUCAAGAGAAUAGGUGGGGAGUUUACGAGCCAAGAAAAGAAAGUGUUGUUUAUUGCGCAAAGGUGUAAAAGAAAGGUGCAUGUGGAUGGGAGGAAAAUGGAGGUUUUGCGGGUUUUGGGGUAUGGGGAGAGUGGGAUAUUUACAGAGGAUGGGAGUGAAAGUGAUGUUCAUGUUGUUGGGUGGAACGUGUUGGGAGAGACGUGGCCUUACUUUCGGCCAAAUUUUGUUAGAAUGAAUGAGAUAAUGGUGGAAAGAGGGUAUUCUAAGGUUGUGGGAUUUGUGCCAACUGGAUGGACUUAUGAAGUGAAGCAUAAUAAAUUCUCAGUCAGGUCAAAGGAUUCAUUUGAGAUCCAUCUUGUGCCAUAUAGUGAGCAUUCAAAUUAUGAUGAGCUUAGAGAGUAUGUGAAGUUCUUGAGACCUAAGCGUGUCAUUCCUACAGUUGGUGUGGAUAUUGAAAAAAUUGAUAGCAGGCAUGCUAUUAAAAUGCAGAAACAUUUUGCUGGUUUAGUUGAUGAAAUGGCUAACAAGAAAGAGUUUUUGAUGGGCUUUCAUAGUGGGUCAUGUGAGAAUGAUGAAAACACUAGAAUGGAAGAUGUCUUAGAGUUGAAGGAGGGCCUGGAUCAGGAGAAAGAGGUGAAGUCAUCUGAAGUGAAAGCCCUUGAAGACGAGGAUGCAGAUGUUGUUUUAAACUCUUCAUCUACUCUGCAAGAACCUGGUUCUCAAAAUUUAACUAUACUAAAUGAUGAAGAAACAGAAAAACUAAUGCAAGAACUUGGUGAUUCUUUGCCCUCAUGGGUUACUCGGGACCAAAUGUUAGAUUUGAUUAGAAGCUCAGGGGGGAAUUUUGUUGAUGCAGUUUCAAAUUUUUAUGAACGUGAAACAGAAUUUCAUCAACAAGUCUUUCCUUAUAAGACAUCUGCGUCUUCUUCUCAGACUGAUUCACUCCAUGAAUCUGAAUCGCCUUCAAAUCCAGUUUCUAUCAAGAGCAGUCAAGAGAGUUCAGGUAUUACACCUUUAAAUCAAAACUAUGUGUCAUCAAGCUUAAAGCCUUCAAGCAAGAGUAGCUUGACUCCUGGAAAAAGGAAGAGGAACGUUGGCAAGAAAGCAAAAACGAAUUCCAAACUGGAAUCUGGUGGGCCAAAGCAGUCUAGUAUUACAAGGUUCUUCAGUAAACUUGCUCCUGAUGCUCAAUGUAGUGUGGUCCGGUUCAUACCUGAUCAAUCUACAGAAGAAAAUUCAACGCAGAAUGAUGGUACAAAAUCAUACAAAGGGGAGAUAGAUCGGUUUAUUCAGAUAACCGACCUUAAUGAAUCAUCAAGAGGCUAUGCUGCCACUAUCCUGAAGAGGACCAAAGGAGACAUUAACAAGGCAUUAGAUAUGCAUUAUAGUAAUCCGGAGGGUAACUUUGAUGACAGUGUAGAGAACUUGGUAGCAUCAGACAAUUUGGUUCAGCCUCAGUACGAUAUUAAUGAGUGCUCUUGUGCCCAGGAAAAAACUGUAUCAGAAGAGGGAAAGAAUAUGGUUGAUCCUUCCACACAGAGAUCAUUGACAGAAAAUGUGGCUGUAGCUCAUGUUGCACUACCAGUAGAAAAAUACAAUCCUGUGCAACAUGCAUGCUGGAGUGUUGGAGAGCCUGCUCCAUAUAUCCAUCUUGCACGAACAUUUGACCUGGUUGAGGCUGAAAAAGGAAAGAUCAAAGCUACUUCCAUGUUGUGCAACAUGUUCAGAAGUUUGCUAGCGUUGUCUCCUGAGGAUGUGCUACCCACUGUGUAUCUGUGCACAAACAAGAUUGCUGCUGACCAUGAAAACAUAGAGCUCAAUAUUGGUGGAGGCUUAGUCACUUCAUCAUUAGAAGAGGCAUGUGGGGCAAAGCGGUCUAAAAUAAGGGAUAUGUACAAUAGUUUUGGGGAUCUUGGUGAUGUUGCUCAAGUGUGCCGACAAACACAGACAUUACUUGCUCCUCCUCCUCACCUUCUUAUAAAAGAUGUUUUUUCUGUUCUCCAAAAGAUAAGUGUGCAGACAGGUACUGGAAGCACUGUUCGAAAGAAGAGCCUCAUUGUAAAUCUCAUGCGUUCAUGCAGGGAGAAGGAGAUGAAGUUUAUUGUCAGAACUUUGGUAAGAAACUUACGGAUUGGAGCAAUGAUGAGAACUGUUCUACCUGCAUUGGCUCAAGCUGUUGCUAUGAAUUCCUUGGUUAAUUCUUCUGAUGAACAAAAAGCUGAAAGUUUGAAGGAGAAACUCCAGUACCUAUCCACGGCAGUUGUUGAAGUGUAUAAUAUACUUCCAGAUUUGGAUUUGAUCGUUCCCUCUCUCAUAAGUAAAGGCAUUGAAUUUUCAUCAUCAACUUUGUCAAUGGUGCCAGGCGUACCUAUUAAACCCAUGCUUGCAAAAAUUACAAACGGAGUUUCCCAAGCACUGAAACUCUUUCAAGAUAAAGCUUUUACAUGUGAAUACAAAUACGAUGGUCAGCGUGCCCAAAUUCACAAACUACCAAAUGGCACUUUGCGUGUAUUUUCACGAAACGGGGAUGAAACAACAUCAAGAUUUCCGGAUUUGAUCAAUAUAAUGAAGGAAUCUUGUAAAUCUGCUGCAGUGACUUUCAUAGUGGAUGCAGAGGUAGUUGCAGUUGAUAGAAAAAAUGGCUGCAAGCUCAUGUCGUUCCAAGAACUAUCAUCAAGGGAGAGAGGGAGCAAAGAUUCCUUUAUCGCAAUGAAUGAUAUAAAGAUCGAGAUUUGUGUAUUUGUCUUUGACAUCAUGUUUGCUAAUGGAGAACACCUGCUGGGGCUCCCUCUUCGCCAAAGAAGGAAAUGCCUAAAGGAUUUGUUUUGUGAUGAGAGGAUGGGCUAUUUUGAGUAUGCAAAGGAAAUGACGGUUGAAGCACAUGAUUCUUGUUUGACCAAUAACGUAACAAUAACCAAGAUAAACUCUUUCCUUGAAGAUGCAUUGCAUUCCUCAUGUGAAGGAAUUAUGGUGAAAUCUUUAGAUGUUCAUGCGGAAUAUUCUCCAUCAAAACGUACCGACACAUGGCUGAAGGUCAAGCGAGAUUAUGUGGAAGGACUGAAUGACUCGCUUGAUUUAGUCCCUAUUGGUGCUUGGCAUGGGAAUGGGAGAAAAGCAGGAUGGUAUAGUCCAUUUCUCAUGGCAUGUUACAACCCUGAGACUGAGGACUUUCAGAGUGUUUGCCGUGUCAUGUCUGGGUUCUCAGAUGCAUUUUACACUAAGGUGAAAGAGUUCUUUUCUGAAGAUAAGAUUUUGUUGAAAAAGCCGUCUUACUACCAAACUUCCGAGGUGCCAGAUUUGUGGUUUUCUCCAGAACUUGUUUGGGCAAUACGUGGUGCAGACUUGACAGUUUCUCCAGUUCACCAUGCUGCUAUAGGUUUAGUUCAUCCAUCCCGUGGCAUCUCAAUGAGAUUUCCAAGAUUUAUCUGCUCUGUGUCAGAUAGAAAUGCAGAGGAAUGUAGCACAGCUGCAGAUAUUGCAGAAAUGUUUAAUUCUCAAACGCGGAAGAUGAAUGUAACAGGCACAGCUACCAAUUAACUCUUGACUUUUUAGCAAUUAUGUAAAUAGUUUGAAAAUUUGUAGAAGUGUGAAAAAAGGACGGUCUAGUUCCACAUGGUUGUUUUAGGGACUGACUUUUUAAUUGAAACACCAUGACCAUAAUGCGAUAAACAAUGCUAUAUAACGAGGUACAAAAUUUUUAUAUA
Messenger RNA from Hevea brasiliensis (rubber tree), 4514 nucleotides. Its product is annotated as DNA ligase 6. The transcript is spliced from 19 exons. Gene Ontology annotation, molecular function: ATP binding; DNA ligase (ATP) activity; DNA binding. Bases 172 to 4347 code for a protein of 1391 amino acids. NCBI's taxonomy places the organism in Eukaryota, Viridiplantae, Streptophyta, Magnoliopsida, Malpighiales, Euphorbiaceae. The record is from RefSeq and is a predicted model, not a curated record. Gene Ontology annotation, biological process: DNA repair; DNA recombination; DNA biosynthetic process.